GAAAAUCAUUUUUCUUAAGCCAGACCAACAAUCAGACCGGAGAGAGAGGGGGCAAUUAUCUUUACAGCACACCCCUCUCCCUCUUCUUCCAUAGUCACUUCCUCUCCAAUUCCCAAUUUCAAACUCAUUCUUUAAUUGUCUUUGUUUUGAUUUUUUAUUUGGAAAAUAAUUCAUACUAUUGAUGAUUUAUCUUUGUAUUCCGCUAAUUUCUCCUUAUUUUUGAUGCGACGUUCGCAUGCCCGUAUACGGAACAAUUCCAAACCAGACAAAAUGGAUCCGAUCAAGCUUCAUAUCCGAUCCAACGCUAGAUCCACCAAUCUCUUCUCCCGAACUCCGAAGAACGCCAAAUCAAAUCUCCUUUUAACCCUCACCCUUACUUUAACCGCUGUUUUUCUCACUUUUAUUCCCUGUUAUUACUUAUUCAUCUAUACCCCCAAAACGUCAAAUCCCAAUUCAGACAAGUACGGCGUCGUUAUUGACGGAGGGAGCACCGGCACCAGAGUCCAUGUUUUUCGGUACAAAAGAGAGAGUAAGGAAUUUGAUUUUGAGUUGGGAAGCAUGAGGGUUAACCCGGGAUUGUCUUCGUAUGCGGAGAAUCCAGAAUUUGCGGGAGAGUCGUUGAAAGAGUUGAUUGAUUUCGGGAAGGGGAAAGUGCCCGCUGGGCUUUGGGAUGAAACCGAAAUUAGGUUAAUGGCGACAGCUGGGUUGCGUUUACUGGAUAUGAAGGUUCAAGAAAUGAUUAUAAGGGCCUGUAGGAACGUGCUUAGGGCAUCUGGGUUUAGGUUCAGAGAUGAAUGGGCCACGGUCAUCACAGGUUCUGAUGAGGGUGUUUAUGCUUGGGUUGUUGCAAACUACGCACUUGGUACUCUUGGAGGUGAUCCUUUUAAAACAACUGGGAUUAUUGAACUUGGGGGAGCUUCUGCUCAGGUAACCUUUGUUUCAAAUGAGCCUAUGCCCCCUAAGUUUUCACGUACUAUCAAAUUUGGGAAUGCCACUUACAAUCUCUACAGCCACAGCUUUCUUAAUUUUGGCCAGAAUGUAGCAUUUGAAUCAUUGAGGGAAUUACUCACCUCAGGUGGCUUUAACUCGACUGUAGAGUCACUGCAGAAGAGAAUGCAUAUAGAUCCUUGCUCUCCUAAAGGAUACUCCCAUGAUAUGCAAUCAUGGAAGCUCUCAGCUGAUUCUUUGGAUGAAAAUAAUAAUUAUAUAUCUGCUCUUCAAGCUGGGGGUAACUUUUCAGAAUGUAGAUCUGCUGCAUUAAUGUUGUUACAAAAAGGAAAAGACAAAUGUUCCUAUAAAAACUGCUAUCUGGGAUCAACUUUCAUGCCAAAGCUUCAGGGAACAUUUUUGGCCACGGAAAAUUUCUUCCAUACGUCCAAGUUCUUCAGGUUGCAUGAAAGGGCAUUUCUUUCUGAUUUGCUGAUAGCUGGAGAACAAUUUUGUGGAGAGGAUUGGUCAAAGUUGAAGAGCAAGUAUCCAUCAGUUGAUGAUGAGGAUCUGCUGCGCUAUUGCUUCUCAUCUGCAUAUAUUGUUGGUUUACUGCAUGACAGUCUUGGAAUUUCCUUGGAUGAUGAAAGGAUUGGGUUUGCAAACCAUGUUAGGAAUAUCCCACUUGAUUGGGCGUUGGGAGCUUUCAUCUUGCAGAGUAAAUCAGAAUUGGAUUUACAUAACUCUGGCUGGCUUGCUGCCGUUGUUAGUGAUGACUCACCUACACUGCUCUCCCUAAUUGCCAUUUCAAUACUGUUAAUGUUUAUAGCAUGGUCUGUAUCGAAGUGGAGGAAACCCCAAUUAAAGACAAUUUAUGAUCUAGAAAAAGGACGGUAUAUAGUUAGCCGUGUUAGUAGGUCAUAGCUUGGAAAAGAUGAACCAAUUCCCUUGGCCUUGCAGACGAGGAAGUGAGGACUUACAGCUGGGAGCCAUGUCAUAGUACUUGCAUAUUUGUAUGCUUCCUUAAUUUGCUACCGAAAGUUACCCACUUAAUGCUGCGAUUGUGCUGGAAUGGUUUGAGCACAGAAUGCAGUGUAAAAUUUUUGUGGGGGAAUUAGGUCAAGAAGAUUGUUGUCUUAUGCACUCAGUUUUGAUUACCCAAUUGGAUAUUAAAAUGAUAUAUUAUUAUGUGAUUGAGUAAUUUUAAAUUAAAGAUAAAGUUUAUUCAAUCAUAUGAUAAUAUAUCAUCUAAUUAUUUAAUUGAAUACUCAAACUAGAUGCACGCAAGAUUGCUCAUUUGUAUUUAGUGUGAAUACUGAUGUGUUGACCAACUGCUUCUCAUAGGAAGCGAACCUGGUUGAGCGUGGGAAAUUAUAUUAUUGUUUGGUUCCAGAUGUUUUGAUCACUCACUUAAUGGCACUGGCGGUCUGUUUUCAGUAUGUAAUUUAUUUUUUAUUUGAUUUUUGUGUAGUAAACUGGGGAAAUGACUAUAAUUCAUCACGGUUUGUCCAGGAA
Molecule: messenger RNA, 2442 nt
Organism: Mangifera indica (mango)
Lineage: Eukaryota; Viridiplantae; Streptophyta; Magnoliopsida; Sapindales; Anacardiaceae
Product: probable apyrase 6
Exons: 8
Coding region: 223-1851 (542 amino acids)
Biological process (GO): nucleoside diphosphate catabolic process
Cellular component (GO): membrane
Molecular function (GO): nucleoside diphosphate phosphatase activity
Source: RefSeq, a predicted model, not a curated record